UGAACACCCGGACGCGCAGAGAACCAAAACAUUGUAGUUUUAGUGCAGUUUCCUGACAAAAAUGUCCCCCAAGCGAGCCACAGAUCAAGUCACUAUCCUCACAGGAGACCGCGCCAGACUGAAGGAUUUGCUGCGAAACCGGCUGAUUGAGUGCGGCUGGACGGAUCAGGUGCGCCUCAACUGCCGGGAGAUUGUCAAGGCGGAGGACGGGAAGGUGAAUGUGGACCAGCUGGUGCAGCAAGUCACCCCCAAGGCGCGUACAAUGAUUCCGGACACGGUAAAGAAAGAGCUCCUGCAGAAGAUCAAGACACUGCUCCUUGAGCAAGAGGAACACUAGGCACUCUUCCGCGACCACUUCACUGUCAGCCCCACUCCUUGUGAUCUACAUCGGUUUUUAGUCCUCCAAUAAAGUUAUUCCGUGAGAAAAUGUGACUAGACUAGGA
Phlebotomus argentipes is the source of this 443-nucleotide messenger RNA. RefSeq names its product enhancer of yellow 2 transcription factor (gene e(y)2). Lineage: Eukaryota; Metazoa; Arthropoda; Insecta; Diptera; Psychodidae. The transcript is spliced from 2 exons. Bases 62 to 337 code for a protein of 91 amino acids. Gene Ontology annotation, biological process: regulation of transcription by RNA polymerase II; positive regulation of DNA-templated transcription; poly(A)+ mRNA export from nucleus. Gene Ontology annotation, molecular function: chromatin binding; transcription coactivator activity. The record is from RefSeq and is a predicted model, not a curated record. Gene Ontology annotation, cellular component: nuclear pore; DUBm complex; SAGA complex.